Messenger RNA from Fundulus heteroclitus (mummichog), 1277 nucleotides. RefSeq names its product interferon-induced protein 44. Bases 1 to 1122 code for a protein of 373 amino acids. The record is from RefSeq and is a predicted model, not a curated record. The transcript has 7 exons. Gene Ontology annotation, molecular function: GTP binding. NCBI's taxonomy places the organism in Eukaryota, Metazoa, Chordata, Actinopteri, Cyprinodontiformes, Fundulidae.
AUGAAUGAUGAAGGUAGGAGCAGAGGGCCGGUAGGAAGCUGUAGGACCGUGGGUGAGCCUUGGGACGGAACCCAAGGUUGGCGGGAGAGCUUCGGGACGGGACCCGAGCAGAGCUUGAAGCGGGAUCCAAGCGGGGAGGUUGAGCCCAGGAACGGAAUCCAGGCAAAAAGGGAAGCCUUGGAGCAGAAUCCAAGCAACUUUGAGGAAGGAGUAAGAGAAAGAGACUCCAGAGGCACAAGAUCGAACAGAGGCAACCAAUUGAUAAACUUUUAUGUUUUCAGAGACAAACAAAGGGAUCUUCAGUAUGUGCAGGAGUACAAACCUGUGAAAGACGGCAUCAGGUACAUUCGAGUCCUCCUGUACGGACCAGUCGGAGCUGGAAAGUCAAGUUUCAUUAACUCUGUCAGCAAUGUCAUUCGACAACGAAUUUCGAGUCCUGCUUUGGCUAGUUCAACUACAUCCGACAAAAGCUUUACCACUCAAUAUCAAACUCAUACAUUCAUUAAAGGAAGAGGAAGCUCAAAGACAAUAUACCCCGUGGUCUUCAAUGACAUCAUGGGCCUGGAAGAGGGGAGCAAGAGUGGAGUUACUGCUAAUGACAUCAAGCUGGCUUUGGAAGGACACGUGAAAGAGGGCCACAAGUUCAACCCAGCUUCUCCACUUACUAAAAAUGACCCAGGCUACAACCCGAACCCCUCAGCUGAUGACAGAGUCCAUGUCCUGGUCUGUGUGCUCUCUGCCAACGCAUCACAGAUUAAAUCCUCAGUUCUGGAGAAGAUGAAAAGCAUCAGGGAAGCAGCCAGCGAACUGGGAAUUCCUCAAAUAGCCAUUUUGACCCACAUUGAUGCUGCCUGUGGUGAAACUGAGAAGGAUUUAAAGAAUGUGUACAAGAGCAAACACCUGAGGAAAAAGAUAAAGGACUUCAGUGCAGCAGUAGGAAUCCCCUUAAACUGUAUUUUCCCAGUGAAAAACUACAGCGAAGAAAUUGACCUGAACGAUGAUGUUGACUUUCUGAUCCUGAGUGCUCUCAAGAAAAUGGUUGACUUUGGUGACGACUUCAUCGAGAAAUGCUAUCAAGAAACUUUGACAUGGAGGGAUUUAGUUACAUGUAGAAACAGUUAAAGCUUCAUUACAUGCUGUUCUGGUUUAAAAAAAAAAGACAAGAACACGUUAGGUGGCAGUAUGGGUCAUGAAGUUAGGUGUUACAACUUUCUUUUUAUUACAAAAUAAAGCAUUUAAGAAUUUCAAAACAAAGCUGACAGAAUCCUGACGAAACA